Ciona intestinalis (vase tunicate) is the source of this 1790-nucleotide messenger RNA. The record is from RefSeq and is a predicted model, not a curated record. NCBI's taxonomy places the organism in Eukaryota, Metazoa, Chordata, Ascidiacea, Phlebobranchia, Cionidae.
UGUUUUUAUAACACAGGUGUUCUGUUUCAUACAUCACACGUGCCUAGCUGCUUAAGAGUUUAUCACGUAAUAAUUUAGUAAGUAUAUAUUUUUUUAUGGUUGAUCAUUUAGACACCCAAAAGGGCUCACAGGGUUGGGGCAAUUUCCGUUAAGUGACUUGCCCAAGGACAAAUAUACGUCCACGAUGGUAGCAGUGACGAGUCUUGAGCCCAUUAUUUCUGAGUUACAUGCGGGCGUGCCAACUACUUUGCCAUGGCGCCGGAGGCCGGACAUGUGACGCUCUUGUGCUGCAGGUCGGUUAGAUUUUACGCUUUCAUCCAGUUUGUUAAACUCAUAUCAGUUCUCAUUUGCAUUGUUUCUGUGUUGUCGUUCUGCAUUUUUGUUAAAGUUGGCAAAUUAUGUUUGAUAUUUUAUACUGUGAAAUUAAAACAACGUGUUUCUGGGAUAGUUCGUAUGUGAGAGGCCAUAUAGCAGUAAACCAUUAGGAAAAGAAUUAAGAAAAGUUUGUAACAAGCAGUGACAACUGUGUCAUCGGAUAUUGAAUAAUAUAUAUUCGCCAUGCGAUAUGGUUUGACGCAGUCGUAGGCCUAAGCCGUCAUGAGGUGUCUGAAACGGAACACCCAUACUAUAACGAUUGUUGUUGCCCCAAUACAAAAGGGGCAAAUUAUAUUUAAAGUACUUAAUGGUGUGCUUGCCUCGUAACUUCAAAAGAUACAGGGUUCAAAGCUCAGUGCUGCUAUACUGUUGUAUGCGUUCGCGUAUCCAUAAUGAAAAAUCCGGACAGUGUGCAACCCAGUUGCAAACUUGUAAUAUUUCUAUACGGUUGACGAAAAAUAAAUAAUCCUUUUGUAAAUUUACUAAAUAUUUACGUCAUCAUUGUUUGGUAUUGUGAUAAAACAAUAACAGAAAAUAGAAAUAUUUUUUAUUCAAUCCAAAAACAUCCACAUAACAUAAUGGGAGCGGAAAGAAAAAAGAAAAGGGAAUCUGUACACAGAUCUCAAAUAAGAAAACGAGCAGAAAAAAGGCGACAAAGUCAGGAGUAUGAACUUUUAAAAAAGAAAAAGGAAUCAAAGGAAAAAAUACGGGAACCUACAGUUAAAAAACAAAAACAAGAUAAGCGAAAUCAACCCAACAGCAACAAACGUAAAAGAAAAGUCGUUAAAGAAGAAACACAGGGAAUCGUAUUUACGAAAGAACAACACACAAAUAAACGAGAAAAACGUGCAAGUCGUGUCAAGUUCAGCGAUCAGAAAAGCAGUAAUAAGCGAAAACGCCCCAACAGCAACAAACGUAAAAGGAAUGUCGUACAAGAAGAAACACAAGUAGCCGUAUUUAGUCAAGUACAACACACAGAUAAACAAACAAAUAGUUCUAAUGAAAAACCUACGAACCGAGUAAAGUUUAGUGAGUUACCGCCCAAAGUUAUAACGACAACACAAUCAACGCACGAUAUUGAAAGAAUGGGUAUGGUUUCGUCACACUCACACAAUUUAAAUGAGAUAUCGAAGACGGGUCAACUGAUAGGUUUCGUCACAAUCCUCAUUGUGUUGGGUAUUACGUCACUUGUGGUGGUUGAGAGACUCAUUUUUCUUUUAACAUGUCCAUGGCAACUAGAAAAUGAAGACGUUCUUUUGUAUUUCGACAUUGACAUUCACAGUGAUGACGUAGAGGACGAUGAGCAUUAUUCGUUCAAAUUCGCUGACGAUUUAAUGUACGACGAUUUCUAUUCAACGGUUCAUACACAUAUUCCAGAAUAUGCCUUGAAUGGAACAACACAUUAGCUUGUUACG